Molecule: messenger RNA, 1419 nt
Organism: Purpureocillium lilacinum
Lineage: Eukaryota; Fungi; Ascomycota; Sordariomycetes; Hypocreales; Ophiocordycipitaceae
Source: RefSeq, a predicted model, not a curated record
AUGAAGGCCGCCGCCCUCAUCUGCGUCACAGGCUCUGUCGCCCUCGCGCUCCCCGGUCCGUCGACCGCCGGGCGCGGGGUGCAGCCGGCCUCGGAGAACGAAAGGCGCAGCACAUUGAAGCCCUUUGUGCCCAAGAUGAGGGUCAUUCUCCCAAUAUGCUUUCCCAAAGACCGCAGGGCCAGGCCAACCAACGAAGACUGCGGGACGGCCCUCUACUGCCACUACUGGGAGGUGAAGAAGGAUUCGGAUCUGUUUUGGGAGCGAAAGUACCCCGACGAGGCCGCUUGCCUCCGAGACCACGAGACGGAGGCCGAGCACAAGAAGAAGAAGCUCGCGCGGGGCCCGCUGCUGGCCUGGCAAAAGGGGAGUCUGCCGGCCUGGCAAGAGGGGCGUCAGCCGGUCGAAGAGUGCAGUGUGAACCAUGUGGACGAGGGCGCAUGCGGCACCGAAGCGUACUGUUUGUCGUAUAACAGGAAGCCCGUGCCGGAUAACAAGUAUCGCAACGCAUACGACUGCUUCGAGGCGCACGACGAUCCGCCCACGACAGCUAACCCACCCAAGCAGAACGCGAAGCCCACUGAAGAGCGCCCCGCGAAACCAAGUUCCAGCAAGGAACUGCUCGGCUGGGCGGCGCCCCCGUCGAAGAAGCCCUUCUACGAGCUGGAUGGAUGCACGAGAAAAGAGCUGGAGCCUCUGAGCCUCGCCGAGCAGGCUGCCAGAUGCGGCACCGGGAAUAUCUGCCGGAACAUUGGGGGGUUCGAUGGAAACUCGCAGGCAUCUCGGGAGUGCUUCGACAAGUUCGUGGAUCCUCCCACGCGCCCCAAGAGCAUACUGCCUUACAAGAUCGGCACCUUUAAUCCCAAUGGGGCCCACCAGACGCAAGACUGUGUGGACUACUCAUCGUCGGAGGACAAGUGCGGCACCGCGAAAACGUGCUCCUUGUACAAUAAUCUCAUGGAGCACGACGACAUGUAUCGAAGCGAAGCAGACUGCCUCGCCGCCCACGGGCCAAAGCGGCUGUGGCCGUUUGUGAAGGCCCCAGCAAAGUCACCCGAGGGAUGCUCGCGCCUUUUGGCCACGGACGUGCGGUUUCCCGACACAGCCAACCGAUGCGGUACAGACUUGGCCUGCGAGGCCAUGGUGGGAAGGCCCGGGCAAAGGUUCGACAACGAGGACGACUGCUACGCCGCCUUCGAGCCUCGCCAGGAGGAGAAGCCCAAGGAGCUGAAGGACUACAAAGUGGGAACCACGACUGGUAGUGAACUGGCCUUUGAGUGCAACAAUUUUGGCUUGGACCAGGAUAAGUGCGGCACCGCACGUUAUUGCCGUCUCUUCUCGCUGCGUAAGAGCGAUCUGUAUAAGAGCAACCGGGACUGUCUCGACCACCACAAGCCGCCUCCCGCCGAUGCCUCACGUUAG